CUUUCAAUUCCUCUCUCUCUCUCUCUCUCUCUCUCUCAAGUCUUAACCAACAACCGCAAAAACCACCUCCAAGCACUCUCUUCUCUCUCUACUACCUUCUCUAGUGCUCGCGCUUUCGUUCUGGCUCUCUUCCUCCAUGAAAUAUAAAUGGGAAAGUAUAUGAGGAAGGUUAAAACGACAGGCGAGGUUGCCGUUAUGGACCUCUCCCUUGGUGUCCGUACCCGCGCCAAAACCCUAGCCCUUCAACGCCAAGCCAGAGUGCCUGCGUCUCCGCCUCAACCACCUCCUGUUCCCUCCCAGUCUCCUCUGCCGGUUUCCUCCUCUGGGUAUCUCCAGCUCCGUAGCCGCCGCCUCGUCAAGCUACCGAUUAUUGUACAUGAUUCCAAGCGGCAAAAACAUGGCCACAAUAUAGAGGCGCAAAACCCUAACAACUCCAAUUCAAUGGCGGGUUCGAGGGUGCAGGUGGGCUCAACGGAUUCCGGAGCUAAUGGGUCGGGUCAAAAGAGAGAAGUGAAUAGAGAAAAUAAAGAAGAGGAGAUUCAAGAGGAGCCCAGCGAAGACGAUCAUAACAACAACAACGAUAACGAUAUUAAUGAGAGCAAGGAUUUGGGUAUUGAGGCUUCGUUUGGGGAGAACGUUCUGGACAUUGAAGGUAGAGAGAGGAGCACUAGGGAAUCCACUCCAUGCAGUUUGAUAAGGGACCCAGAAACCAUAAUAACCCCUGGUUCGACUACUAGACCUGCCAGCUCAACUGAAACUAGCAGGAGAAUACAGAACUCCGUGCAUAGACACAUCCCAACUGCACAUGAAAUGGAUGAGUUCUUUGCUGGAGCUGAAGAAGAGCAGCAGAGACAAUUUAUUGAGAAGUAUAACUUUGACCCUGUUAAGGACAAGCCACUCCCUGGACGUUAUGAAUGGGAGAAACUGGAUCCUAGAAGACAUUAGUGUUCCAUCACAAGUACUUUUCCUGCCAAUUCUCAGUUGAUCUUGAGCUUAGGAAUUUUUUUGAAGUAGCAGGAAUUAGUCCUAGAAGACGUUAGUGUUCCAUCAGAAGUACUUUUCCUGUCGAUUCUCUGUUGAUCUUGAGCUUAGGAUUUUUUUGAAGUAGCUGGAAUUAGUUUAAGUUCUAAUUGUGAUGGUGUUAUUUCCAUUUUCCAUCACCCUUCUUUUACUUGUAAAGAAAGAAGUAGGAUAAGGAUUAUCAAAAAUGUGUAGACUAAUGGUCUGUAACAUAACAGGGGUUAGACUUACAUAACAAAUAGAAAUCAAAGUCCUUUGUCUAACAGAUCAUCUGAGAGGGGGAGGGAAGGAGGGUCUAGGGUUAGGCUUCAGUCAAUUAGGUCAAUAUCUGGUACAGAAAUUUUCUAGAUUUCCUUUUUUGUACUGUAUUUUCCUCCCCUUCUUUGUCUAUACUUGUACUGAUGGAACUCUUAAACGACUUUCUUGGAAUAAAAGAUGGCCCAUUUCCCCUCUUCA
This is a messenger RNA of Hevea brasiliensis (rubber tree), 1476 nucleotides long. RefSeq names its product cyclin-dependent kinase inhibitor 4. Gene Ontology annotation, cellular component: nucleus. Gene Ontology annotation, molecular function: cyclin-dependent protein serine/threonine kinase inhibitor activity. The record is from RefSeq and is a predicted model, not a curated record. The transcript has 3 exons. Gene Ontology annotation, biological process: negative regulation of cyclin-dependent protein serine/threonine kinase activity. Bases 148 to 945 code for a protein of 265 amino acids. NCBI's taxonomy places the organism in Eukaryota, Viridiplantae, Streptophyta, Magnoliopsida, Malpighiales, Euphorbiaceae.